AUGUCUAGAUCAGGGUGUCGGCAUCACACAUAUAGCAUGUGUGCCGUGAGUGAGAGGGUGGUCGUAGAUCAGCCCUCAGCUCUUCUUUCGAAAUUAUCGAACAUGAUGACUUAUCGGCUUGAGGCUUCUUUUCUUUUCAAGCUGAGUAGAAAUUUCAUAAGAGAAGAAAAGUUCACAGAAGGUUCUUCAAUAGUAUGCCCGGUUCACGAGGUUCUACCACUGCAGGGCCCAGUUGCCAUUCUCCCAUUACUCAAGUCGUCCAAGGGACAGGACCCCCGCACUGUAAAAAGUUUCCUUUUUAUACAACUCAUGAUAUCUUUCUUCUGUGCAUAUCUCGGUUUUAAUAACUUCUGGGUUUAUACCAAAUCGACCGUAGAGAGAGUUCAUUAG
Nicotiana tabacum (common tobacco) is the source of this 390-nucleotide messenger RNA. The record is from the annotation of a RefSeq genome assembly. Lineage: Eukaryota; Viridiplantae; Streptophyta; Magnoliopsida; Solanales; Solanaceae.